Molecule: messenger RNA, 6274 nt
Organism: Anguilla anguilla (European eel)
Lineage: Eukaryota; Metazoa; Chordata; Actinopteri; Anguilliformes; Anguillidae
Gene: abca5
Product: ATP-binding cassette, sub-family A (ABC1), member 5
Exons: 39
Coding region: 615-5606 (1663 amino acids)
Biological process (GO): transmembrane transport; lipid transport
Cellular component (GO): membrane; intracellular membrane-bounded organelle
Molecular function (GO): ATP hydrolysis activity; ATP binding; ABC-type transporter activity
Source: RefSeq, a predicted model, not a curated record
GCCAGCAAAGGCGGAAAUACAACUGCGUUACUGAGUACGUCUCAUUAUUUACAACGAAACAGAAGAAUAAAUAGAUAUAUGCGCUGCCACAUCGGCAUUCUUAUAGACAGGAAAGAUAUGGCGCAUCGCAAUUGAAAUUUAAGCUCAGUUUAAUCAGUUCUCAGUUGUUUAUAUGCAUUGAGAAGGCAUGUGCAAUUUACGCUAACCCAAGCCGUCAGCUGUAUCAAGCUGAGUUGCUAAAGCAAGAUGGUUAACUAAUAACACGGAAUUCUGGGAAUAUCUAGCUGGUUUGGUAUGUUCGCUACGUUUUACGACUUCAUGCAUCUAUUUAUAAAGGUUGUAUUUUGUAAAUCAAACGGCACUGGUACGAUUUCAGUCAAAGCACCCUAGUCGGUAUCUUAUCCCAUUCAGCCCAAGUCCACUCAUUUCUGACAGUUCAUAACGUUUUAGCUUGUGAGCCAACUUAGCUUAACAGCAGCGUUAGCGGCAACAAGGUAGCAUUAAUCGGUAAAGGUCCGACGUUUGCGGUUAGCUAAUUCGUGCAUGUUCCUUUCAGUUUGCUGCGCGGAGGACAUCAAAACCGGUGUGCCCACCAGGAGAGUAAUCUGGUAAGAAUGGCACCAAACGGGAGAGAUUCUGGAGUCUGGCACCAGACCAAGAGUCUGCUUCACAAAAACCUGCUGCUCAAAUGGAGGACGAAGCAACAGAGUCUGCAGGAGUUGAUUCUGCCCUUGAUGCUUCUGGGCCUCCUGGUUCUGAUCAGCACACUCAACCCUCAUGUUUCCUACGCUGGCUUUAAGACUAUCGACCUGGAGAAUGACUUUGACCUGCCCUUCAAGUACCUGGGCUACACCCCCAUCAGCAACAUGACCACCCGCAUCAUGGAGGAGGUGUCCCAUUCCCUGCCCAAGGAUGUGGUGCUGGAGAUGUUCUCCAGUGAGCGGGAGCUGGAGAACGCCAGCCUGUACGAGUCCUCCAGCUUUGUGGGCGUGGUCUUCCUGGAUGGGAUGUCCUAUCAGCUGCGCUUCCAAUACAACGAGCUGCCGCUCCCCAGCGACUACACGGAGUCCUUCGCCAGCUGUUUAGAGGAUUCUUUGAACUGCAGAGCAGCAAACUACUGGUACACAGGUUUUAUCUGGCUGCAGUCCCACAUCGACGCCGCCAUCAUACAGAUGCAGACAAAGCAGGACGUGUGGCAGGCCAUGUCGGGGCUGCAGGUGGUGAUGAUGGGGCAGCCGGGGCGGGUGGAGAUGCAGAAGUUCUCACACGUGGUCAGCUCCAUCUACCUGGUGCUGGCCUUCACACCCUUCGUCUCUUUUCUCAUCGCCAACGUCGCCGCUGAGAAGGAGCACCGCCUCAAAGACGCCAUGAGGAUGAUGGGCCUGUACGACUCCGCCUUCUGGCUUUCCUGGGGGCUGCUCUAUGCAGCGUUGGUCACCGCCAUGUCUAUUGUGAUGGCCAUCAUCGCCACCUGUACCGCCCUCUUUCCCAACAGCGAUGUGCUCCUCAUCUUCCUCCUCAUCUUCCUCUAUGGAAUCUCCUCCAUCUUCUUCUCCUUCAUGGUGACUCCGCUGUUUAAGAAGCCCAAGUUUGCCAGCACUGUGGGCUCGAUGCUGACAGUGGUGAUGGGCUGCCUGUCCCUCUUCACUGUGCUGAUCAAGGACUUCCCCCAGCCGCUGGUCUGGGCCCUCUGUCUGCUGUCUCCUAGUGCUUUCUCUAUGGGUAUCGCACAGGUGGUGUAUCUGGAGGCACAUGGAGAUGGGGCAGUGUUCUCCACCCUGGGCAGUGGGCCCCACCCUCUCUAUGUUCCCCUGUUCAUGAUGCUGCUAGACAGCGCUCUCUACCUGCUGCUCGCCCUCUACCUGGACCAGGUGCUGCCAGGUGAGUUUGGUAUGCGCCAGUCUCUGCUCUACUUCCUGAAGCCGUCCUAUUGGUCCAGGCGCAGGAAGCGGUAUGUGGAGGUGAGCUUAGUGUGUGAGAGGGAGCUCAGUGCAGGCCCCUCCCUUGCCACGCCUGUGUGCCCCGCCCAUCCUGCCCAGCUCAUCGAACCCGUUUCCCCAGAGUUCCGAGGUCGAGAGGCCAUCAGGAUCAGUAAUCUCCGGAAGGUUUAUAAAGAGACGGACAGCACUGUGGAAGCUUUGAGAGGUCUCUCGUUUGAUAUCUGCGAAGGCCAGAUCACUGCCCUGCUGGGGCACAGUGGGGCUGGGAAGUCCACCCUGAUGAACAUCCUGUGUGGAAUCUGCCCUCCUACUGAAGGCGCAGCCACUAUCUACGGCUCGUCAGUGGGUGAGAUGGCAGAGGGGGCGGAGCUGAGGCAGCUGGUGGGGAUCUGUCCGCAGUUCAACAUCAUGUUUGAUGUUCUCACCGUGGAGGAACACUUGCGCGUGUUCGCUGCUAUUAAAGGCAUCAGUUCUGCAGAGACCGCUGGAGAGGUGUCGAAGGUUCUGCGGGAUUUGGACUUGGAGAAGAUCAAAGACGCUCAGGCCCGGAAACUGAGUGGAGGCCAGAAGCGAAAGCUGUGUGUGGGAAUCGCCAUCCUGGGGGACCCUAAGGUGCUGCUGCUGGACGAGCCCACUGCAGGUAUGGAUCCCUGCUCCAGGCACCAGGUGUGGGCUCUGCUCCAGGCCCGGAGGGCUGGGCGGGUCACUGUGCUCAGCACACACUACAUGGACGAGGCUGACAUCCUGGCAGAUCGGAAGGCGGUGCUUUCUCAGGGUCAGUUGAAAUGUGUGGGUUCUUCCCUCUACCUCAAGACCAAGUGUGGAGUUGGCUACAACCUCAGAAUGUCAGUGACGGAGGCGAGUGAGGUAGAACGUAUCACCGCAUUGGUCAAGCAGCACAUCGCCAAAGCGCAGUUGUCACGGCAGCAGGAGGCGGAGCUCAUGUACACACUGCCAUUUGAAAGCAUGGACAUGUUCUCAGGUCUCUUCUCUGAACUGGACUGUCGGCCGGACCUCAGCAUUACCAACUACGGGGUUUCCAUGACAACGCUGGAGGAUGUCUUCCUGCGAUUGGAGGCUGAAGCUGAGGUGGACCAAGCAGACUACAGUGUGUUUGAUCAGGAGCUGGUGGAGGCUGAGGCCUCUUCGCUGGAGGACAUGGAUGAGCGGCUGCUCUCCUUCUCAGACGGCGGUUCUGAAGGCGUGGCCGGCCCCGCCCUGUGGAGACAGCAGUGUGGGGCCGUGACCCGGCUGCACAUGCUCAGUCUGUGGCGCGAGAAACCGCUGAUCUACAUCUUGGCCAUGUUUGGGACCUUCCUGCUGUCAGUUCUGAUAUUGUCCCUGACCACAGGAAACAUUCAGUUCCAGUCCCCAGAACGGCAGCUUCUCCCGGUCUACCUGCUGGGCCCGAAUCGGACAGCCCAGCGGUACAGCACCUCACUGCUGGUGCACAACUCCACUGAUGCAGAUAUCUCUGAGUUCCUGCACUGUGUGGAGUCCCAGGACAUUGUGGUGGAGUUGCAGAAGGAUCUGGACUACAUGGCAAUUGCUCCACAUAGUGCAGCCAUCACUGUCACCGGGACCAGCAGGGAUGUGAAGUACCAGGUUGCGUUUAACAGCACCACUGUGCACUCCCUGCCCAUGGUGGUGAACGUGCUGAGCAACGCCCUGCUGCGCUGUCACAACGGCUCGGGCCACAUCCGCACCUGGACCAGACCCUUCCAGUUUCAGAUGACGGGCGGCAUGUCCUAUGCACUGGUGUACAUUGAAGCUGUGCUUCUGGGCCUGCUUGUCGCCGGCACCCCCGCCUACUUCGCCAUGGAGCAUACGCGUGACCGGGAGAUUAAGUGUCGCACCACGCUGCGUGUGUCGGGGCUGGUUCCCUCAGCGUACUGGUGUGGGCGGGGCCUGGUGGACGUGCCGCUCUUCUACGUCCAGAUCAUCUGCAUGGUGGCCACACUGUUUGCCUUCCACGCCUCUGACCUGCUGUACUCCACUGCAGUUGCCUUUACGAUCCUGUGUGUGAUUGGUUCUGGCCCAGCUGUAAUUCUUUUUACGUACGCCAUGUCUUUCAUGUUUACGCGCAUUCAGAGCAACCGUGACUUCCUCUCUGUCGUGUUCAUGAUGGUGUGUGUGGUUUCUGCAUCGGUGGUCCAGCUGGCCUACAUUAAUCAAAGUGUUCUUCUGGCCCAAGUCCUGCACAGUGUCCUCUGCUUCUUCAGCCCCUUCUACCCCCUCAUCGGCUGCCUCAGCUGCAUCGCCGAGGCCACUUUCCUGACCUCUGGGUAUGAAAGCCGCCGGUUCCUGUGGAAGGCUCAGCUUAUGUCUGUAGUAGCGCCCUACCUGCAGUGCAUCCUGCUGCUGUUCCUGCUGCGCUGGCUGGAGAUCCGCAGUGGAGGGAGUAUCAUGAAGAACGACCAGCUGUGCAGGAUCCGGGCUCGUGCAGCAGGGGGCAGCAGAGCUCGGCAGCUCCCUGAGGAGUGUGUGUCUGAAGAUGAGGACGUGCGAGUGGAGAGAGCACGUGUGAAGGAGGCGCUGACCUGUCAGAGCUGUGAAGAGAAGCCUGUGGUGCUGGUCAGUGAUCUGAGGAAGGUGUACUCCGGAGGGAAGGAGGGAUUGGACUUGAGUAAGAAGAGGAAGGUUGCCACCAAUAACAUCUCUUUCUCUGUCCGCAAAGGUGAAGUGUUGGGUCUCUUGGGCCCUAACGGUGCAGGAAAGAGCACUAUUAUGCACAUGCUGGCUGGAGAUUUGGAGCCAACUGCCGGACAGGUGCUGAUGGGAGAUUACAGCACAGAGUUCCAGCGGGGGGAGAUGCCCCUGGAGCACUUGGGGUACUGCCCCCAGGUCAGCCCACUGUGGCCCAAGAUCACCCUGCAGGAGCACCUGGAGAUCUACGCUGCCAUCAAAGGGCUCCACCCACAGGAUGUCCCAGACGUCAUAAAACGGGUGGUCAAUGCUUUGGAGCUGAAGGAUGACCUCCAUAAGAAAGCAAAGGGCCUGCCUGCUGGGAUCAAGAGGAAGCUAUGUUUUGCACUGAGCAUGCUGGGAAAUCCUCAGAUAGUACUUCUGGAUGAGCCGUCCACGGGGAUGGACCCUAAAUCCAAGCAGCGGAUGUGGAGGGCGAUACGUGCAGCUUUCAAGAACCGCCAGCGUGGGGCAGUCCUGACCACUCACUACAUGGAGGAGGCCGAGGCAGUGUGUGACCGUGUGGCCAUCAUCGUCUCCGGCCAGCUCAGGUGUAUCGGAUCCAUCCAGCAGCUGAAGCAGAAGUAUGGACAGGGCUACAGCCUGGAGGUGAAGCUGAGGGAGGAGCAGGUGGGCGUCCAGCAGGUGGCGCUCUUACAUGAAGAGCUGAUGAGGAUCUUCCCACACGCUGCACGGCAAGACAGCUUUGUGUCUUUGAUGGUGUACAGAAUUCCUAUGGAGGAUGUUCAGUCUCUGGCCGAUUCUUUUUCCAAGCUGGAGAGUGCAAAGCAAUCCUUCAACUUUGAGGAGUAUAAUUUCUCCCAGUCUACACUGGAGCAGGUGUUUCUGGAGUUUGCGAAGGAGCAGGAGAAUGAGGAGGAGGACGUGGGGUUGCUUAGCACCUCCUUCCGGUGGCAGCGUCUGCAUAAGGACGGGACCUCAUCCAACAGCCACCCCGACAGCAUCGUGCACCAGCUCUGACCCCGCCCCCAACUCUUCUUCCGCCACCAGCUCUGACCCCGCCCCCAACUCUUCUUCCGCCACCAGCUCUGACCCCGCCCCCAACUCUUCUUCCGCCACCAGCCCUGACCAUACCCCGGACCUGCACUGACUGGCUAGACCAGCGUUUCCCAACCUUUUUCCUUCCGCGGCACACUUUCCAAAUUUACAGAAUCUCAUGGCACACCACUCUCAAAAGCAUAAAAAAUAAACACCCUGCAGCGUCAGAUGUGACGUGCCAACAGUAGGCCUAAAUGCUCUUUUGGGGUUUUAAUUAAGUGAUAUGCAUUUCUUUGACAUUUAUCUUGGCUUUUGUGAAUGGGAUUUGUUCAUUUAAGUAUUUUUAAUUCAUUUGAACAUUAACAUUUUUUUAAAGGAUUUUUCACACAGCACACCUGACCUCGCCUGACGGCACACUGGUUGGGAAACGCUGGGCUAGACCAGAACAGACUGAGCCACACACCUAUUACAUCACAACAUCACACACAUACAGACAAAGUACAAGGAGGGUAGAAGAAUCACCCUGCCAAUGCGUACACACACACACACCCACGCACAUGCACACACACACCCACGAGCAAGCACACACACACGCACACACCCACACGCACGCACACACACACACACACCCGCACGCACCCAUGCACAUA